This is a messenger RNA of Drosophila ananassae, 718 nucleotides long. RefSeq lists its product as uncharacterized. The transcript is spliced from 3 exons. The record is from RefSeq and is a predicted model, not a curated record. NCBI's taxonomy places the organism in Eukaryota, Metazoa, Arthropoda, Insecta, Diptera, Drosophilidae. The coding region runs from base 179 to 580 and encodes 133 amino acids.
GGCUUGACAGCUCCAUUCGUAGAUGCCAUUCUAUCCAUAUUGAACCUGUCAAGGUUACGUUCGAGAAAUAGAACUCGUCCCCUCGAGAAAUACAAAAUAAAUAUCAACACGUCAAGUCGGCUUGUUCAUGAAUUAUUAUUUUUGACCAAAAAACAAUAGAAGGAAGAGUCCUUGGAGAAUGUCCCGUAUCGACUUGAAGGUUCGCAGUCCGAACCGAGGACAAGUGGAUUUCCAUAUCUCAGUCAAGAUGCCGCUGGAGAAGAUGAUGCGGGCAUAUGCGGAUUACUACAAAAUGCCAUACAAACGUUUUGUGUUUCGAGUUCGUGGUCUCCGGAUCGAGGACACUGACACGGCUGAGGUGCUCAGUCUCCGGAACAAUGAUAUCAUAAAUGUGGUCGAGACGAAGAGACGUAGAACAAACAUGGGAAUGUGUGUUUCAAUUUAUUUGCCUUGUGUAACGUUUUUGCCCUGGCCCUGUCCUUACUGCUGGGAAUCACCAACUUGCAACUAUUUUUUCGGAAAUCCCUAUGCUCCUGGUUGCCCUUGUGGCUUCAAAAGGCCAAAGCGCUAUUACGAUUGAUCCAGAACUUCGAUUUUUAUUUCUUCCAAAUUUAAAAAACAAAAAUUGGAAUGUCUGUUUUUAUGUGCUAUUUAAAUUUGUACUAACAAUGUAUGGCAUUGCUUUAAUACAUACUCUAAAAUAUUCCGUGCUAAUCUA